Molecule: messenger RNA, 723 nt
Organism: Cricetulus griseus (Chinese hamster)
Lineage: Eukaryota; Metazoa; Chordata; Mammalia; Rodentia; Cricetidae
Source: RefSeq, a predicted model, not a curated record
AUGAGGAACAAUGCAGGAGACAGAAGCAGGAACAAAGCCAACAGCAACCAGGAAGCAGUGAUCGCGGGCUGGCAUGACUGCCCAGAGAGCUGCUGUGAGCCCAGCUGCUGUGCCCCCAGCUGCUGCCAGCCCAGCUGCUGCCAGCCUAGUUGCUGUGCCCCAGCCCCAUGUCUGAGCUUUGUCUGCACCCCAGUGAGUUGUGUGUCCAGCCCCUGCUGCCAAUCUGUCUGCUGCACACCCUCAUGCUGCCAGCAGUCCAGUUGCCAGCCCUCAUGCUGCACCUCUUCACCCUGUUGUCCAUCCUGCUGCGUGCCUGUCUGCUGCACACCCCUCUGCUCUGGGUCCUCCUCAUGCUGCCAGCCGUCUAGCUGCCAGCCCUCAAACUGCCAGCCAUCCGGCUGCGUGCCUGUCUGCUGCACACCCCUCUGCUCUGGGUCCUCCUCUUGCUGCCAGCAGUCUAGCUGCCAGCCCUCAUGCUGCCAGCCAUCCUGCUGCGUGCCUGUCUGCUGCAAGCCAGUCUGCUGCAAGCCCUGCUCCAGCGUGUCCCUGCUCUGCCGGCCUGUGUGCAGACCCGCCUGCUGUGUGCCCACCUCCUCCUGCUGUGGCUCCUCCUGCCAGCCCAGCUGCUGCAAGCCCUGCUCUAGCAUGUCCCUGCUCUGCCGCCCUGCCUGCUCCAGCCAGGCCUGCUGUGGCCUCUCCUCAGGCCAGAAGUCCAGCUGCUGA